This is a messenger RNA of Pararge aegeria (speckled wood butterfly), 2985 nucleotides long. RefSeq names its product organic cation transporter protein-like. Lineage: Eukaryota; Metazoa; Arthropoda; Insecta; Lepidoptera; Nymphalidae. The transcript is spliced from 7 exons. The coding region runs from base 126 to 1808 and encodes 560 amino acids. Gene Ontology annotation, cellular component: membrane. The record is from RefSeq and is a predicted model, not a curated record. Gene Ontology annotation, biological process: transmembrane transport. Gene Ontology annotation, molecular function: transmembrane transporter activity.
UUUAUUAAAUAAAAACAAUAAGUAGUUUUAGUAAGAAGAAAAAAAGGCUAAGUGACGGACGUAAAGUGAUGAGCUUUGUGAUUAAAAUAAUAGUUAACUUGAUUUAGUUCUGUAAAACAAAGAACAUGACCAACGACGCGAAGGUUUCGUCGGAGACGGCAGGUCACGUGGACACUGAUGCUCUGAUGCAGGAGCUAGGGCAGUUCAAGAGGUUCCACCUCUUGAAUUACUUCCUCCUCGGUUUGGUGCCGUUCGUGCUGGCGCACUACGCUAUCAACUAUGUUUUCUUGGCGGCUGAUGUUCCAUACAGAUGCUUGGUGCCCGAGUGCGAGUCCGCCAACAGCACGGACUACAGCCCGGCCUGGCUGGGCGGUGCAUUGGCGGCUGGCGGGCGCGAGCAGAGAUGCUCUCGCCGCGCGCCCGCCGACCCGCAGCUACCGUGCGCGGCGGACUCCUUUGCGGACGAGCUGCUGCCCUGCGACCGCUGGCUGUAUGCCUCCAACGACACCAUUGUUGCAGAGUUCAACCUGGCCUGCCAGGAGUGGAAGCGCACUCUAGUCGGCACCAUUCACAACAUCGGCAUGCUGGUAUCGCUGCCUAUUCUUGGAUACGUGUCUGAUCGAUGGGGUCGGAAGCGGGCGCUAGUGCUGAGCUGUACCUUGGUCGGCGCCAUCGGCUCUCUCAAAGCAUUCUCCAUCUCCUACGAGAUGUAUGUCAUCGUUGAGUUCCUGGAGACCGUCGCCGGCGCGAGCUCGUUCCCUGCUGCGUACAUCUUAACCAUCGAGCUACUCGGCCAGGAUAAAAGAGUUCUUACCACAGCAUUUCUAGGCAUCACGCUUGUAUUAGGCGGUCUUAGUUUUGCUCUCCUCGCCAAAACCUUUCCCUAUUUCCGUACCUUUAUCCUAGUAGUCUACCCUCCCUCUCUUCUUUUCAUUUCCUACAUAUACUUCCUUCCAGAAAGCAUACGAUGGUUGCUUUCUAAGGGUCGCAAAGAGGAAGCUUUAGAGAUAGUUAUGAAAGCGGCGAAGAUGAACAACGUGACUUUAUCAGAUGAGACGAUAAGACAGUUGACUAGCGUCGAGAAAGUAAAGAUUGAUGAAAAGAAAGAGUCAGAAGAAGAAAAGGGUUUGUGGAUACAAGUGUUGAGAUCCCCGAUCAUCAUGACUCGUCUCGCUAUCUGCUCCUGGUGGUGGAUCACUUGCACCUUCGUGUUCUAUGGAUUAGCGAUCAACUCAGUGACCCUAGCGGGGGAUAAGUACACCAACUACAUGUUGGUGGUGAGCGUGGAAAUCAUCGCAGUGGUCACCAACGCGUUGGUUCUGGAUCGCAUUGGAAGGAAGACGACGUUGUUGAUAGCGUACGUCGUGUGCGGUAUCUCUUGCGUGGCGAUCAUUUUUGUGCCAACAUCGAUGUCAUGGCUGACCACGCUGCUGUACCUCGUGGGCAAGAUAGCCAUCACGCAGGCCUUCAGCGGCAUCUACAUGUACACGUCCGAGCUGUUCCCCACGCACGCCAGGCACUCUCUGCUCGGCUUCUGCUCCAUGGUGGGCCGGGUGGGCUCGAUCGUCGCGCCACAAAUGCCUUUGCUUGCUAUCUACAUCGAGUGGCUCCCGUCAGUGUUGUUCGGGGCCACCGCGCUGAUAGCGGGCGGCCUCAUGCUGACCACUCCGGAGACACUCAACACGAGGCUGCCCGAUACCAUCAAGGAGGCGGAGUGCAUCGCAUCUCAACACUCAAAACCGCCCGGCGACAAAACAUUACAACAAAACGGAUUCACUCCGGAUGCACAAGUCACAUCAAAGUUGUAACGACAGCUCCAUUACAGCGUAUGACUGAAAAAAUACGAUAGUAACAUAAUCAGUGUUAGAAAAUAUCAUAUGAUUCACCAUCGAUUUGAGACAAUGUGACAUCGCAGUGAUAUAUUGUAUUCGAUAACUUAAUGAUGGUCAGUUUAUAGAUACAAUUAUAUGAAUACUGUAAAAACAAUUAAAGCAAUUAUUGUGACGUGUGGUGACGUAGAUCAUGCGACGGUAGAACGGGCAGCAGCGUCCUCUAUGCCACUACUACUAUGUAUACAGUAUUAGAGUGAUAGGCUAACUCUUCCACUGGGAGAAGCCUGUAGUCUAGCAGUGGACAGUUGCAGACUAUUGAUUUGAAGUAGUGUAGAAAGCAAAUACGCCUUUUUGAUAUUUAUAACAUCACAGUUAAAUUACUACUAUGGCGCCUUCUGUAGCUAAAGCUACUGCUUAGAACUAAAAUGUAUGGUUCAGUGCAAACCUUGACCAAAAGUUGUGAUAGCCGAGGUGUUAUGACUUUGGUUUCACUCUCGGAGACGUCGAGUUUGAAUCUCGGCACGCACCUGUCACUUUUUUUAAGUUAUGGUCGUUACCUGCAUUCCUCAGAGUUCUCCAUAAUGUUCUUAGAAGCGUGUGAAGUCUGUCAAACCUCACGUAGCCAGCGUAGUAAACCCUUCUAGGAGGCCCGUGUCCUGUAGUCGGCCGAAUAAUAGGCUCAUGAAGCCGAAGCAUUUUUAAUUUAUUAUUCAUGUACCUAUUGGACGUGUACUUGUACACGUGUACACUUUAAUUUUAUUUAAUAUAGAAAGUAAUUAAUUUAUACGAAUUACAAUAAUUGUAAGUAAGUAAGUGCGAAUUGGGCUAAACUCAAAUCUCUGGCCUUAUUUAACUAAAAUAGUAAUCUCCUACUUUACAAAUCUCUUCGGAGUAUUGGAUAGUACAAUAUUUAGAGGUGUCAUGCCAAUUUAGUUAAAGGAUUUGUGUCCAGCCCAAUCUGCACAAUUUAACCUAUUCUUUAAGUACUAUAUAAGAAAACACUAAACCCUACAUUCCUUAAAUUUAGAAUAGGUUAGUGAAGAAAUCAAGUUUUACCUCCAUAACGAUAAUUUAAAUAAUAGUUAUAAUAAAAUGGCAUGCCAAUACCGAAGUGACCGAAGUGUGAAGUAAUGGACUAAAUACGUUAAGAGCU